Babesia bovis T2Bo is the source of this 649-nucleotide messenger RNA. RefSeq names its product putative integral membrane protein. Lineage: Eukaryota; Apicomplexa; Aconoidasida; Piroplasmida; Babesiidae. The transcript has 2 exons. The record is from RefSeq and is a predicted model, not a curated record. The coding region runs from base 1 to 624 and encodes 207 amino acids.
AUGUUGUUGAAUAAUAUUUUCAAUGUGAAAACGGCACGAAUAUGGAAUUCGUUGUCCCGCCAAUAUCAUCCAUUUCAGACCAGCAAGGCCGUCGCGUCGGUGUUUAAUGUCAACGAUGCCAUUGCACGUGGAAGAAGAGGAUUUUGCAACUCUAAGAAACUCCAGGGGCCAUUAGAAUGGUCAAACUACCGUGAAGUAGGACGUACCUUAGUGGAUAAACAAUUGGUCGACAAUAGUUAUAAGUAUGAUGUUAAUGCUAUAACACAGCUACCGAAACCAUAUGAACAACACAUAGAUAAGGUGGUAGUCUCCAAGGCCUUGGGCUUCUCACCACUCUUCAAGUACUAUGUCGACCCACUUUCGAUGGUUAAGUUCGCAAGUAAGUACGUGCUGAGUUUGCGUUUCUUCUUUAUCUAUAUGGCCCGUACUACGUUCCAAGCCGUACGUCCACUACUUGCCUUCUGUGUAUUCGGUGAGAUUAUGAAACUCAUCUUAGCAAACAUCAGCGGUGGCGUUCCGGCAUUCCUCUUCUCAUUUGUGUUAGCAUUUGAAGUACUAUACUUUUUCCUGCAGUGCUACAUCUCCUAUACCUUCCUUACAAUGUUCUUUACUGUGAUGUUCUGAGGAUAAAUAUGGAGUGUGAACUAGA